Molecule: messenger RNA, 989 nt
Organism: Seriola dumerili (greater amberjack)
Lineage: Eukaryota; Metazoa; Chordata; Actinopteri; Carangiformes; Carangidae
Product: neurotensin receptor type 1-like
Exons: 3
Biological process (GO): neuropeptide signaling pathway
Cellular component (GO): plasma membrane
Molecular function (GO): G protein-coupled neurotensin receptor activity
Source: RefSeq, a predicted model, not a curated record
AGUCGUAUUUUCAGUUUUUAUGCUUUCACGUUUAAAAAAAAAGAAGGCGCAAUGGAUUUAAACUUCACGCUCCUGGGGCGCGAUUUGUCCGGCUGGGGCGCGCUGGCGCAGAGACUCUUUGGGAAUAACUCACUGUCCCCGUUUGAUAACAGCACUGCCGCUUCCAAAACGGACGAGGAAGACUUGGAAGUCAACACGGAUGUUUACUCCAAGGUGAUAGUCACUGUCAUCUACGUGGCUCUGUUCGCUGUGGGCUCUCUGGGGAACUCCGUCACCCUGUACACACUGCUGACCAAAAAGACCCUGCAGAACCUCCAGAGCACCGUGCACUAUCACCUGGCGAGCCUCGCCGUGUCCGACCUGCUGAUCCUCGUCCUCUCCAUGCCCAUCGAGCUCUACAACUUCAUCUGGUUCCACCACCCGUGGGUAUUCGGGGAUGCGGUGUGCAGGGGUUACUACUUCCUCCGGGACAGCUGCUCCUACGCCACCGCGCUGAACAUCGCCAGCCUGAGCGUGGAGCGCUACAUGGCCAUCUGCCAUCCGUUCAAAGCCAAGAGCAUCAUGUCCCGCAGCCGCACCAAGAAACUCAUCAGCGCCAUGUGGCUCGCCUCCUUCGCGCUCGCCACGCCGAUGCUCUUUAUCAUGGGCCAGGAGACGCGUAAAGGCGAGAAGAUAUGCACCGCUAUCGUCUCCCCCGUCACCAUGAAAACUGUUCUUCAGGUGAAUGCGUUUCUGUCCUUCGUGGUUCCCAUGGUGGCCAUAUCUGCGCUGAACGGGAUCAUAGCCAAUCAGCUGCUGCGAAUGUUCCGCGAGGCAGAGCAAGACAACCGGGUGUGCAUCAUCGGGGGAAAUCCCACCAUGCUGAACGUCACCGUGGAGCCAAACCGCGCUCAGUCGCUUCGCCAUGGAGUUCUUGUCCUCCCUGCAUCUUCUCCUACGGCAUCUUCUCCUCAACCUGACACCGCAGUUGCAACUCCCUCCACACUGGG